Diabrotica virgifera virgifera (western corn rootworm) is the source of this 3252-nucleotide messenger RNA. RefSeq names its product RNA polymerase II subunit A C-terminal domain phosphatase (gene Fcp1). The record is from RefSeq and is a predicted model, not a curated record. The transcript is spliced from 7 exons. Bases 50 to 3040 code for a protein of 996 amino acids. NCBI's taxonomy places the organism in Eukaryota, Metazoa, Arthropoda, Insecta, Coleoptera, Chrysomelidae. Gene Ontology annotation, cellular component: nucleus. Gene Ontology annotation, molecular function: RNA polymerase II CTD heptapeptide repeat phosphatase activity.
AAGUAUGUCAUAUGUCACUGUCAAAGCCAGGUGUGUACUUUGAAUUUUAAUGAGGUCGCCGUUUGAAAUCGAAAUCGAUCAGUUAAAAAUGGCGGAAAGAACAAUAAGUAUAUUUCAACAACAAACAAAACCUAUAAAAAUAUGUAAAUGGAAAAUACGAACAGGAACACGAAUUUCUAUAGGAUGUCCAAUAUUAAUUUAUGAUUUUGAAGAAGCUACAAAACCGGAACAACGUAAAUUAAAAUCAACACAAGCUGGAACUGUGCAUCAGAUUUUAGUCCUAGAAGGACAAAUUGUAAAACCCGGGGAAGUCCUUUUGGAAUUAAUACCAUGUUCCCAUCCUACAAUAAUGAAUGACAUGUGUGCCGAAUGUGGAGCAGAUCUUAGAAAAAACGAUGAUAUUAGUAUUGCUUCAGUACCUAUGAUCCAUGCUAUCCCAGAUCUAAAAGUCAGCGAGGAAGUGGCACAAAGAAUAGGAAAAGCUGAUAACGAACGCCUGUUAAAAGAUAGAAAAUUAGUCCUGUUAGUCGAUCUAGAUCAAACGUUAAUCCACACCACAAAUGACAACAUACCUCCUAAUAUUAAAGACGUUUAUCAUUUUCAGUUACAUGGAUCCAAUUCUCCUUGGUAUCAUACCAGGUUAAGGCCUGGAACACACAAGUUUUUACGUAAUAUUCAUGACUAUUACGAACUUCAUAUAUGCACGUUUGGAGCUAGGAAUUAUGCCCAUAUGAUUGCAAUGUUUUUAGAUGCAGAUCAAAAUAUUUUUUCUAAUAGGAUAUUGUCAAGGGAUGAAUGUUUCGAUCCAACUAGUAAAAAGGCUAAUUUAUCGGCAUUAUUUCCCUGCGGUGAUAACAUGGUAUGUAUAAUAGAUGAUAGAGAAGAUGUCUGGUCACAUGCUACAAAUUUAAUCCAUGUUAAACCAUAUCAUUUUUUCCAACACACAGGAGAUAUCAAUGCUCCACCGGGAUUAGAUAAACACGAAAAUGAUAAAUUAGUAAAAGGAAUUGAUUUAACGAAAGUUAGUACUAAAAAGAAUAACACAAAAGUUACCAGUGAAGAAAAUGAUAACAGCUCAAGAGACGUUGAAACUAAUCCAGAAGAUAAAGAGGAUAAGACAGUAACCGAUGAUAAGACAGUAUCCGAGGAAAAGACAGUAACCGAGGAUAAGACAAUAACCGAGGAUAAGACAGUAACCGAGGAUAAGAUAGUAUCCGAGGAAAAGACAGUAACCGAUAAUGGUAAUUCCGAAGAAGAUAAAACAUCCAAACUAGAGGAAAACGCAAAUAAGGAUGAAGUAGAAAAUAACUCUCAAUGCAAAACAGAAAAUAAAGAAACAGUUGACGAGGAAAGCAAAAAACAAGAAGCUGAUAAACAUCUUGUAAACAACAAAGAUGACGAAAAAGACGUAGAAAAGAAAAAUAACGAAAACGCGGCUGACGAAAAUAUGAAUGAAAAUUCUGAAAUAACUAAAACAAAGCCAGAAGAACCAAAAAAUAAUGAAACUGAAAGCAACAGCGAAAAUAAAAAUUCGGAUAAAGAAAAUAAAAAGGACAAAUCGGACAAAUCAGAAAAACCCGAAGAAUUGAUCGAUAUAGACGAUCCUGAUGAUUAUUUAAUUUAUCUUGAAGAAAUUUUGAAACAUAUUCACCAAGAAUUCUAUAAGCAAUACGAUGAGCUUGAAGCUGGCGAAGUACCUGAUCUUAAACAAGUCAUUCCUACAGUGCGAAGCAAUAUUUUAGAAGGUUGUAGGUUAGUUUUUAGUGGUUUGGUCCCCACCCAUAUUAAUUUAGAGCAGUCAAAAGCGUAUCUGGUCGCUAGAGGACUUGGAGCCACUGUUACGCAAGACAUCGAGGAUACCACGACGCAUCUGGUGGCUGUCAGGCCGGGUACCGCUAAAGUAAACUCUGGUCGCCGGAAGAAAAAGUUGAAGAUUGUAACGCCAGAUUGGUUAUGGUGCUGUGCUGAAAGGUGGGAACACGUAGACGAGAGGAUAUUUCCUUUAAACAGCAAAGGUUCGAAAAAUAGGCAUCCGCCCCCACAUUGCAGUAGUCCUGAGCAUAUAACGUCUUAUCCUGAACACGGCAUGCCUGAUACUAGAAAGAGGACACCCAGUGGGAAAUUUAUGGAUACAAUUAAUCCGUUAAUGUCGUUUUCAAGUGAUGAUAUUGCUGAUAUGGAUAAAGAGAAAAAAGCACAAUAUAGAAGUAGAAGAAUAGAAAAAAAUAUUUUUAAAACAAAUAAACGGCAAAAGACUGAUUCUGAUAAGGACGACACAACUGAGGAAGGCUACCCAGAAUCUCAAAUGAAUUCGCAACAAAUAAACCGAGACUUUCCUGAGACUGGAGAUAGUAAUCAGACGAAAGUUGAAAAUCAUGUUGAUGAAUUGUCUUCAGAGAGACAGUUAUCAUCUGAUAAACAUGAAGAUGCUGUAGUCAAUUGGUCUUCCUAUUUAAGAAACGGAGUUGAUAGAAAGACAGUUCAUCAUUUGAGGAAAAAAUAUCGCAUCGCAAAAAAUUUAAAAGCUCCCAAAAUGAACAGCGAAGUAAAAGCAUGUCUAAGGAGACAUCACGUAAGAAAUGACGAAGCAUUGUCUCAGUUACAAAAUAAUUUGGGUAGAAGCUUGACUGCAAUUGGUUCCUUGGUAGACAAAUUAGUUGCAAAUCCAGAGGAAGUUAAGGCAGAACAGAUCAUUUCGAUCCUAACAGAUAGUGCUAAGUUGCAGUCCUCUGUUCAUCACGGGAUGUCCUUGUUCAGACGUUACCCAGCUACUUUUAAAGCUACAGAUACAGCCCGCAAAAUCUUACCAAAGUGUCCGAUUGAUUCAUAUCUUUUUGGAAAGGAUUUAGAAACGAAUAUUGUAACAAAAGAAAGUUCAGAGUUAAAUAAGACAUUAAUAUUGGCAGAAAAUCAUAUUUCAACAGUAGGAUAUUCCGAUGACGAUCGGGUAGAAUGCCCAGAUAAUUUAGUUUGUGGUCUAAACGAAGAAUCGAAAACAGAAGAUUUACAAUAUAAACAGUCGGAUGAGUUCAUGGAAUAGGCAUGAGGUAGAAGACAUUUUGGAAGACGACGACAGUGAAAGUAGCGAGGAAGACAUUAAACAAGACUUUGGCGAAAAGAUGAUGUCAGAAAUUCUUAGUAAAACGUCGAAUGAAAGCAGCAGCAGCAGUGAAGACUCCUUAACAGGGGAAUACCCAAGAGGCUACAAGAGAAAGAAGUUCGAACCAAAUGCGGAUGAUCUAUACAACAGUA